Messenger RNA from Myxozyma melibiosi, 1995 nucleotides. RefSeq lists its product as uncharacterized. Bases 461 to 1891 code for a protein of 476 amino acids. Gene Ontology annotation, cellular component: plasma membrane; SNARE complex. Gene Ontology annotation, molecular function: SNAP receptor activity; syntaxin binding. The record is from RefSeq and is a predicted model, not a curated record. NCBI's taxonomy places the organism in Eukaryota, Fungi, Ascomycota, Lipomycetes, Lipomycetales, Lipomycetaceae. Gene Ontology annotation, biological process: vesicle fusion; exocytosis. The transcript has a single exon.
GAUGAUCUUUAGUCUAUCCGACGUAGCUUUCUUUGCUUGUGCAGGAUACCGCGAUGGCAGUCAACAAUUACUUAGAUCAUUGAGGGUUUUUAUAUCCGGAAGUUGAAGAGCAGGCGAGAGAAGGCAGAGGCAGAUCAAGCCAUGCUGUGAGCCGAGAUCGCUGCUGGACGCGGUAGAGCAUACCACCACCACCUCAUUAAUACCACAAGCUGUGUUAUAUCCUUAUCGAACCUGCUGAUAUCUCAGAUAGGAAGAUAUAGCAUAGAACAAUCACUGAAGCGUCCUAGUUCUGCAGAGACAAACUAACGACCUGCAUCGUCUUAGCCGAUCACAGCUGAAGUGGCUCAGAAGAAGCUGAACAGCGUCUGCGACUACUACUUAACCCCGUCCUCCUCCUCCGACUCCCUCCUUCUUUCCCAUACAGCUACUCAGCGUUGUUUUUCAGUCAACAGAUAGCAGAAUGAAGAAAUUCAUAGGUCGCGCAAAGCGAGAUUCCACAGUCUCUCCCCCGUCGCAGAUAUCAGCCCCGGAGCCCGACACCGCGAGUUCGUACACCACCGCCGCGUCGGCUCCCGUGCCGCGCUCUGUCAAUGCUCACAACCCGUACGCCCAGGCUGAUGAGUACAGCUCCUCGGCAAGCGACGGGGAUUAUAAUCCCUACGCUUCGAGCUACUCGAGUAGGAGUGUGAACGAGAGCAGUUAUGUGAAUCCAUACGAGUCCGCGCAGCCGCGCACUAAUCCGUAUGAUGUUUCCCGCUCGUCGGCGGCAUAUCAAACAAGUCAAUUACCGCCGCGGUCGUCGGGAUCUUCUCAGACGUCUUACUCUGCGUCGAGCAGCUACGGCGGCAAUGCUUAUGGCGCCUCCGAGUCAGCGACGACAGCGCGGUCAGGGUAUACCGCGAAGCAACCGGAAGAUGAUACUGUAUCGAUCGCGGAUUCGACCAGGCGGGAACUGUUUAGAGGAGUAGAUAAUGGUCGGCAGAAACCCAGGACACUGGCAAACUACCCGAGCAAGAGCCCUACACAGACACAGAUCCAGACGCAGACGCAGAUGUAUAUCGAACCAGAAUCAAGCACCUACGACCCCUCAAUCAUGGAAACAGAAGCAGAGCGCGCAGCCCGCUACGGCGAGACACCGUCCGCCACCACCUCCGGCGCAAAUUCCAGCUCUACCGUGGACUUUGACGACCUGCGCGAGCAAGACGAGCAGCGCGAGGUUGAAAGUCUGCGGAAACAGAUCCGCGAGGUUAAAAUUGACUCGCUAAGCACAGCCCAGCGCGCGCUCUUGACCGCCGAAGAAGCAGAAGCCUCUGCGAUCCGCACGAUGGAACGGCUAGACGACCAACGUUCUCGCCUGGGAAGUAUCGAUAACUCGCUUUCCGUAUCUGGAAGUCAGAUCCAGAUCGGCGAUAGCCACGUCAACGAGCUUCGUACGAUCAACCGGUCAAUGUUCGCCGUGCAUGUUUCCAAGCCGUGGAGCUCACAGCGCAGGUUACAAGAGCGCGACCAAAAGAUCCGCGACUCAUUCGCCUCGCAGCAGCAGGCGCGCGAUCUGAACAACUCGCAGCAAGCCCAGUCGCGAGCGAGACUCAACGACGCAAAGAGCGCGCAAUUCCGACGCGCUCCGCAAAGACAGCAAGGUCAGCAGCGAACAACGACGGCCUCACGGUACCAGUUCGAACCCGACGACGAGGACUUUGAGCUCGAGAACGAUAUUGAGUCUACGCUGGAUAGCGUUGGUGCUGCUAGUUCGAGAUUGAAUGCGAUUGCGUCGACGAUUGGAAGUGAGCUUGAUUCGCAGAUUUCGUAUAUCGAAAGGCUGGGGGAUAAGUCGACUAAGGUUGAGAGUGAUAUUAAUUUGACUACUGUGAAGCUUUCAAGGAUACAUUGAUUGCUGUUAGUCACCGCUUCUAUCUUAUAUCAUAUCUACUAAUAAAUAAAAGAAAUGGAAGAAUAGUCUUGACCAGGCGGUCGUUUUACAGUAUUAAUUAAAAC